This is a messenger RNA of Dentiscutata erythropus, 891 nucleotides long. The record is from the annotation of a GenBank genome assembly. Lineage: Eukaryota; Fungi; Glomeromycota; Glomeromycetes; Diversisporales; Gigasporaceae.
AUGUCAAGUCUCUCAAAAAUACUACUUGACCCUUCAACGGUUUCUCUUAAUGAAAAUUCAUGCGAAACUGAUUCUGAUAAAAAACAACAAAAUCCUACCGAUAGGUGCAAAAGUGGUCCUCGUCCCUACCGAUGUAUGACCUGUUUCAUGGGUUUUAACAGGUUAGAACAUCUCAACAGGCACACAAGGACUCACACCGGAGAAAAACCACAUCAUUGUACUUUUCCUGGUUGUGAAAAGAAAUUCUCACGAUCAGAUGAACUUACUCGUCAUCGAAGAGUACAUGAUAAUACAUCUAGAAGAAGAGAUCGCAACCGAAGGAUGGUAUCCGUGUCGUUUCGCAACACUACUUAUCUUAUCAAUCAAGUACAUGAAGGGACGCCCACAACUACCUCUCGCACAAUCAGAUAUAUCUUUACUGAAACUACCACUCAUUCUUCUCCUAAUUCUUGGUCCAAAUCUUUUGAUUGUCCUAUCAAUGGGUGUACUAAAUCUUUUACUCGUUAUGGUCAUCUUUCGAGGCAUAUUCAAUCUUGUGAAUUAAAGCGACUUCGUAAGGAAUCUGUUAAUAAAAAGGUCCAACCUCCAAGUCAACCUACUUUACGUAGCAGUAGUUCUCGUAGUAACAGUUCUUCUGAUACUGAUAUUUCACCAACAUUAAGACCGUUACGAGGACCUUUUAACAAUAAUUCCAACAGACCUUGCCCAAUAGAACCUGGAUCUUCGUGGAUGCCACCGAACCCAUUGAUAUUACAGCGAACUUCAUGUCUUCGUGAAAUUUUUCAUUCUCCAGUGGAAGCUACUAAUCGUCGUCAACUACCACCUUUAAUUAACGGGUAUUCGACAAAUCAAUUCGUACAACAUUCUCCCCUCCCUAAUAAUUUUUUUUAA